AUGACCAGGCCCAACCGCCACCGCCGUCACCAAAAACCAACCCCAGUGACGCGGCCAACUGCCCACCACCACCACCAUCCCACCCGCGGCCCACCGCCACCCCCGCCGUCACCAAACCAACCCCGGUUGACGGCACCACCCACCAACCACCAUCACCGGCCCAACGCCACCGCCCGUCAACCAACCCCAAGUGACCGGGGCACCGCCCAACCACCACCACCAUCCCCGGCCCACUGCCACCGCCUGUCAUUCAAACCCAAGUGGACUGGCACCGCCCCACCACCAACCAACCAACAUCCACCCGGCACCCACCGCCAACGUACCAUUCACCAAACCCCAGUGAACGGCACCGCCACACCAAACCACCACCAACCCAUUCCCCCGGCCCACCGCCCCCACCGUCCAUCACCAACCCACCCCAGUGACGGCCACCGCCCACCACCACCACCAUUCCCCGGCCCCACCGCCACCGCCAGUCACCAACCAACCCCAGGUCACCGGCACCGCCCAACCCACCCCCAACCACCAGCACCCAUCCCCCGGCCCACCGCCACCGCCGUCACCAACUCCAGUGCCACGGCCAACCGCCCUACCACCCACCACCACCACCACCAUCCCGCCCCGGCCCACCUGCCGUCACCAACCAACCCCAGUGACCUGGCCAACCGCCCACCCACCACAACCACCCCCAUCCCCAGCCCACGCCCCACCUGGGACUGGGCACCGCCCACCACCACCCACCACCAACCAUCCCCGGCCCACCCACCGCCACCGCCCGUCACCAACCAACCCCAGUUGCCGGCACCGCCCACCACCACCCCAACCAUCCACCCCGGCCCACCCACCAGCCACCAACAAACCCCAGUGACCGGCACCGCCCCACCACCACCCAUACCCCGGGCCCCCAGCCACCGCCAACCACCACCACCAACCCCCAGACCGGGCCUUGGACUCCCCAGUGCCCCCGGACCACCGCCCCACCACCACCACCACCAACCACCACCACCAUCCAAUCCCCGGCCCAACCAACCACCAAUCCUCCCCGGCCCACCCGCCACCCGGGUCCCCCGUCACCAAACCCCAUUGAUGGCACGCCCCACCACCACCAUCCAGCCCCGGCCCCACCGACCACCGCCGUUCACCCAACCCCAGUGCCGGCACCGCCCACCACCACCACCAUCUCCCCGGCACCAACCGCCACCGCCGUCACCCAACCCAGUGAACGGCCACCAGCCCACCACCACCAACCCAAUCCCCGGACCCACCGCCACCGCCGUUCACCCAACCCCAGGACGGACGGCAUCCGCCCACCCAACCACCCAACAAUCCACCGGCCCACCGCCACCGCCGGUCACCAACCCCAGUGCCGGCACCGCCCACCGCCACCACCACCAUCCCCGGCCCCCCGCCACCAACCCCAGUGACGGCAACCGCCCACCACCACCAUACCCCCGGUCCCCCCAACCGGGACCACCGCCGUCACCAACCUCCCCCAGUGACGGCACCGCCCACCACCACCACCAUCCCCGGCCCACCCCCGCCCCACGCCGUCACCAAACCCCAGUGACCGGCACCGCCCACCCCACCACCAUCCCCGGCCACCGCCACCGCCGUCACCAACCAGUGCCGGCACCGCCCACCCCCACCACCAACCCAUCCCCGGCCCCACCGCCAACCGCCGUCAACCAACAGUGCCGCACCCGGGGGGCCACCACCACCACCAUCCCCGGCCACCACCAACCACCCCAGUGGAGGGCCACCGCCCACCACCACCAUCCGGCCCCCAGCCUUCCGCCCACCACCGCCACCAACCCCAGAGCCGGGACUCCCCAGUGCCGCCACCGCCCACCACCACCACCACCACCACCACCACCAUCCCCCGGCCCACCAACCACCAUCCCCGGCCCACCACCAUCCCCGGCACCGACCACCACCACCACCAUCCCCGGCCCACCGCCCACCGCCUCACCAAAACCCCAGUGGACGGAGGCACCGCCCACCACCACCACCAUCCCCGGCCCACCGCCACCGCCGUCACCAACCCCAGUGCCGGCACCGCCCACCACCACCCACCAUCCCCGGCACCGGCCACCAACCAGUGACUUCAACCGGACCCCACCCCCAACCAUCCCCGGCCCACCGCCACCGCCGUCACCAACCCCAGUGACGGCACCGCCCACCACCACCACCAUCCCCGGCCCACCGCCACCGCCGUCACCAACCCCAGUGACGGCACCGCCCACCACCCACCACCAUCCCCUCCCACCGCCACCCCGCCGUCAACCACCCCAAGUGCCGGCACCGCCCACCACCACCACCAUCCCGGCCCACCGCCACCAACCAGUGACGGCCCACCGCCCACCACCACCAUCCCCGGGCCCCCAGCCCACCGCCAACCCCCACACCAACCCCAGGGAGGGCCGGACUCAGUGCCGCCCACCACCCCCACCACCACCACCACCCACCCAACCCACCCCCGCCAUCCCCGGGCCUGCCAACCGCCAACCACCACCAACCCCAGAGCCGGGACUCCCCAGUGCCGCCACCGCCCCCACCACCACCACCACCACCACCAUCCCCGGGCCCCGGGCCCCCCUUGCCACCGCCAACCACCACCACCAAACCCCAGAGCGGGAUGGACUCCCCCAGUGCCGCCACCGCCACCACCACCCACCCCCCACCCACCCACCCACCACCACCACCCACCAAUCCCCGGGCCCCCCACCACCGCCAACCACCACCACCAACCAGAGCUGGGACUCCCCAGUGCCGCCACCGCCACCAACCACCACCACCACCACCACCACCACCACCAUCCCCGGGCCCCCAGGCCCCCCGCCAACCACCACCACCAACCCCAGGAAAAAAAAGCCCGGGACUCCAUGCCGCCAACCCAACCAGUUGCCGGCACCGCCCACCACCAACCACCAUCCCCGGCCCCCCGCCACCAACCCCAGUGCCGGCACCGCCCACCACCACCAACCCCACUGCCACCACCGACCACCACCACCAAACCAACCUUCUUCCUCAUCACACGUUCAUUCUCCUCCCUCCACUCUCCUACGUUCUCCUUCCUCUUCUUCAAUUGCCUCCCAACUUCUGUUCUGGCUCCACGUCUUCAUUCUUCUUGCUGGCCAGUCUUGCUUCCAUCCUCCUCUUCCUGUGUAA
Macrobrachium nipponense is the source of this 3168-nucleotide messenger RNA. Its product is annotated as basic proline-rich protein-like. NCBI's taxonomy places the organism in Eukaryota, Metazoa, Arthropoda, Malacostraca, Decapoda, Palaemonidae. The record is from RefSeq and is a predicted model, not a curated record. The transcript has 3 exons. The coding region runs from base 1 to 3168 and encodes 1055 amino acids.